This is a messenger RNA of Cryptomeria japonica (Japanese cedar), 549 nucleotides long. RefSeq names its product ATP synthase subunit a, chloroplastic-like. Gene Ontology annotation, biological process: proton motive force-driven ATP synthesis. The record is from RefSeq and is a predicted model, not a curated record. The transcript has a single exon. NCBI's taxonomy places the organism in Eukaryota, Viridiplantae, Streptophyta, Pinopsida, Cupressales, Cupressaceae. The coding region runs from base 1 to 549 and encodes 182 amino acids. Gene Ontology annotation, molecular function: proton transmembrane transporter activity.
AUGGAUAUUUUACAAUUUCCUAUUAACAUACUGAAUUAUUUCUACGAGAUAUCCGAUGUGGAAGUAGGUCAGCAUUUUUAUUGGCAAAUAGGGGGGUUUCAAGUUCAUGCACAGGUACUUAUAACUUCCUGGAUUGUAAUUGUUGUCUUAUUAGGUUCAGCUACUCUAGCUGUUCGAGACCCACAAAUCAUUCCGAACGGAGCACAAAAUUUUUUGGAAUAUGUUCUCGAAUUUGUUCGGGACUUGGCUAGAACUCAGAUUGGCGAAGAAGAAUAUGGUCCCUGGGUUCCUUUUAUAGGGACUAUGUUUCUAUUUAUCUUUGUUUCUAACUGGGCAGGUGCUCUUUUUCCUUGGGGAAUUAUUAAAUUACCUCAUGGGGAAUUAGCCGCACCUACAAAUGAUAUUAAUACCACAGUAGCUCUAGCUUUGCUCACAUCCGUAGCUUAUUUUUAUGCAGGUUUUACAAAGAGGGGUUUAGGCUAUUUUGGUAAAUAUAUUCAACCAACCCCAAUACUUUUACCAAUUAACAUAUUAGAAGAUUUUACAUAA